Paramuricea clavata is the source of this 3609-nucleotide messenger RNA. NCBI's taxonomy places the organism in Eukaryota, Metazoa, Cnidaria, Anthozoa, Malacalcyonacea, Plexauridae. The record is from the annotation of a GenBank genome assembly.
AUGGCUGUGUCGUUAUCUGACCAAUAUGUCCUGUUUAUACUACAAAACGUCGGCCAGGAGAACAGGCUCUUACAAGAACAGUUAAAAUUAAAGACGACUAUAAACGAGACGAAGUUGUCCAUCGAAGAUAUGAAGGUUGAUAAAAUGGACAAUUUGUCAAACAGAACUGCGAGACACGUUACCAAAGCUAUGCAGGGUAAGCAUAUUUGUACUUAUAUCUGAUAAAUUGUGUAUACAUGUCAUUUCAAUGGUAUAGAACGCUCUGAUUUAAUGAAAGUUUAGGCUCCUAAAAUAAUUGCGUCAAAUAUUCAAAGGCUAAUUCAAGAUUGCUGAACUCAGUCAUAGAUGCUGUUUAAUAAUUUAUUACAUGCAAAUCACUGCUAAAAAUACUACAGUAUAUACCCCAUUUACUGUAUAUAUAUUAUAGAACCCUUGUCUUUGCCCUUGGCAGGCAAAACGUGCAAGUUAUGUUUACGCAAUAUAUUUCUGAUCUGCACUGUUGUGUUAUGCCUGACUCAAGGAGGACAGGCAUACAUAGGGGAAUUUGGCAGUUUCAAUUUUGCUACUGUAUGUAUGACAAUAAGCCUGAAAAUAAGAAAAAUAUGCCUGACCACGGUGGGAAUCGAAUCUACGACCUUUGGAAUGCUAGCCCAAUGCUCUGCCAACUGAGCUACGCGGUCUGGUCGGUUCGAGUAUGCGAUAUUUCGGAACAGAAUCUAGUUCCUUUGAUAUCAAUGUAAUCUAGUAAUAAUGAUAUUUUCUGUGUUGGUGCAAGCCAACAAGUACAACCGCGUAGCUCAGUUGGCAGAGCAUUGGGCUAGCAUUCCAAAGGUCGUAGGUUCGAUUCCCACUGUGGUCAGGCAUAUUUUUCAAGCUUGCCCGGUGUGGAUAUACACUCAGAAUAACAUCACAAGCAUCUUAUUCAUCUGAGUACAUUGCACCAACACAGAAAAUAUCAAGUUAACUUGUAUUUGCAGGCCAGCUAGGCCCGUAGCUAGACUGAUCAUUGGGGGUGUAUAUUCAUAUAUUUGUGUUCUGCCUGAGGGAUUUCUUUUGAAAGUAAUUGUUAACGUUGUUACACUACAUGAACAUGAAUAUAUGAAUAUACACCCCCCCACCACCACCCCCACCCCUCCAAUUAUCGGUUCUAGCUACGCCGCUGUUGCAGGCAUACACUUAUGAAACAUGAGUCAUCUUAUACAGCUAUACUAAAUAUUCUGUUUUAAUUUUAGUGUUGACUCUCAACACAACAUCAUGCUGCGUUCCAAGGUUUCCAAGGAACUGGCUCAUGAGUAUGGAGGGCCACAACUGUUUUAAUAAAAGGUAUGGUGUACACAGUAUUUAUGGUAUUUGUAAUUGUCUUGCCCAAGGCCAAAAAAAAUAUGUGGGUUUCCGGUUUCUUCUUAUAAAAACUUAGGUAGGGUAGGUCGGUUUUAAUCUUUUUUAAACUUUUUUUAAAAUUUUCCAAACAAAUGAAUGCCAUUUUGUUUAGUCAGUGCUUUCACAUCCAAAUUAGAUAAAUUUCCCUAAUAUUGCCUCAAAUUUCAAUUUUCCACGAACUUUUUCCUCUAAGUGGAAACACUUACAAGCAUGAUCCAAUAAAAAAGUUUAGGGUCGGGAUUUCAACGUCCAAAAGGUAGGUAGGGUCGGGAAACCGGAAACCCACAUAUUUUUUUUGGCCCAAUAGAUAUAUUUUAAAACCUUAUACCGGUAACUCCUGUGGUAUCUGGAUUCUGGUAAUCACUUUACCAUACUUUACUCUGUCAAUUUUUCAAUAUUAAUUACCAGGUGAUAUAUGUUGGGGGGUCACAAAACUCCCAACACAGCAACGUCUAUAGAGUGGUAUCACUUUAGUUUUGCUCACACCAGAGAAUCGUCCUAUAUAUGACUAAAGCUAGACAAUUGUACUGUACUUGUACAUAGCACAUGUCUCAAAAUUUGAUUUAAUUAAAGACUUUUGAGCAUAGUAUAGAAAGAGUAUAAUAUGCAGCUACUGUAAUUCUUAUGAUGUUGUCACAAGCAAUGCUGUAUUGCAGUAGUCAAAUGUCACAUGCCAGCAAUAUUAUCUGCAUUUGCUUGCAUUUUGUCAAAAAUAUUUGCGUUUUGGAUUGUAGAAUUGACUAUUGCAUGUGACAACCUUUGCAUGUGGACUGUAUUUAAAGAAUGGUCCUUAAAAUGAUUUUUUCUGUGUUGGUGUUAUGUACUCAGGUGAAUAUGAUGUUUGUGCAAUGAUACUCUGAGUGUAUAACCACACCGGGGAAGUUUGAAAAAUAGACCUGGCCAGGGUGGGAAUCAAAGCUACAGUACGACCUUGGAAUGCCCAAUGCUUUGCCAACUGAGCUAUCAUGAUUACUAGAUUGCAUUGAUAUCGAAAAAACUAGACUCAGUUCUGAAAUAUCACAUACUCGAACCAACUUGACUGCGUAGCUCAGUUGGCAGAGCAUUGGGCUAGUAUUCCAAGGGUCAUCUAGGUUCGAUUCCAACCGAGGCCGGGCAUAUUUUUCAAGCUUACCCUGUGUGGAUAUACACUCAGAGUGACAUCACAAGCAUCAUAUUCACCUGAAUACAUUACACCAACACAGAAAAAAUCAUGAUUAUUAGAUUGCAUUGUUAUCGAAGUAACUAGGCUCAUUUCCGAAAAUCACAUAGUAUUACUCGAACCGACCUGACUGCGUAGCUCAGUUGGCAGAGCAUUGGGCUAGUAUUCCAAGGGUCAUAGGUUCGAUUCCCACCGUGGCCAGGCGUAUUUUUUUCAAGCUUGCUUGGUGUGGAUAUACACUCAGAGUAACAUCACAAACAUCAUGGUCUUUAAAAUGUUUACGCGGUUUUUACAUAUGAUUUGGUACAAGUUCUCGUGAACAUCCAGAACAAAUUAUUUUGCGUGUUUAAAUUUUCCACCAACAUUAACACACAGCAAGGGAUUAAAGACUUUGAAGAUUUGUUAACAGCUUUAGCAUUAAUUUACACAGUAUAACCAAUUUUUUAAGAUUGAAUUUUUAUUAUUUUAUAAAGGACGAGGUUUGAACUUAUAACACUGCAUUUAAUUUUGAUAGGCAUUAAUUUAGCUUUGUAUUUCAAGGGGGUUGCUCAAUCUAAAACAUCCGUCUUUGGGUGUUUGUGACAUUUGUGACACUCUAUUUGAAAGUUACCUUUUGCUUUGUCUCCCCGAGCAAUGUAUAAAUUUAAAUACAUGCAGUAAAUGACAUUUUUAUGCUCAUUGCUUGUAAUGCCUCGAUAACCUCGUGGAUGAAUCUGUAAGGCUUCCAAAGUCGGAUUUCUUGCUGAGCAAAGUUGUGGCAUGCAUAAGCAGUCUACCUAACACCCCCCCCCCCAAAUUACUUACUGUAUGUCGCCUGCGACGAAAAGUAUGUAAAAUGAUUAUGAAGAAGAAUUUAAAGAACUUUCAGAGUCUGAACAACGCGCAUACGGUGGAAGGAAAAGUCAUCCAGGCAAUGUCAUCCAAUCAUCAAAUCAACAUUUGAUACAAAAUUGUACUGUGUGAACUCAAUAGUCAAAAUUUGUACUAUAAGUUUUCUAAGAACUUGUAGUAGUGUCAAGCUUAUUUGUUAUUAUUUUGUAUCUUUCUUUAGAGACUUGCACGCAGGCUGA